Messenger RNA from Penicillium hordei, 1167 nucleotides. RefSeq lists its product as uncharacterized. Gene Ontology annotation, molecular function: RNA polymerase II cis-regulatory region sequence-specific DNA binding; DNA-binding transcription factor activity, RNA polymerase II-specific. The record is from RefSeq and is a predicted model, not a curated record. Gene Ontology annotation, cellular component: nucleus. The transcript has 5 exons. Lineage: Eukaryota; Fungi; Ascomycota; Eurotiomycetes; Eurotiales; Aspergillaceae. Gene Ontology annotation, biological process: positive regulation of transcription by RNA polymerase II; mitotic cell cycle. Bases 1 to 1167 code for a protein of 388 amino acids.
AUGCCUUCUACUCGAGAAAGGAGAUGGUGGACUAGUCAGGAAGAUGAAAUCUUGAAGAGUGCGGUGCAAGCGCAAUCAUGCCAAUAUGGAAACGUACAGAAUUGGAACGAUAUUGCCUCAUUGCUUAUCGGCCGCACCAACAAAGACUGCCGCAAGCGAUGGUCAAAAGUACAGGUCGACAUUCAAAAGGGUGUAUGGACACGGGAAGAAGAUGAGAGACUACAGCGUGCAGUGCAGCAGCUGGGGUUCAAAUGGUCUCGCGUGGCCACCAUGAUGCAGUGUCGCAAUGCAGACCAGUGUGCAAAACGCUGGCAGCAAACGCUGAGGCCUGGCCUGAAGCAUACUUCGUGGACCACGGAAGAUGAUGAAAUACUGUUGGCGGCCAUUAAAACACACGACAACAAUUGGAAGCAGAUUAGCCUCUCAGUUUUCCCAGACCGUUCCACUCACGACAUACGAAAUCGGAGCCUUCUUCUUGGCCGCAGGAGCCGAAAUACAAGUGCCACGGAACACAUACCCACGCAACUGCAGACCCCAAGUUCAGAUGGAGAUGAAAUGGCCUUAUGCAGAGACGGUACUGCCUACGACGAGACCCAUGACGGCACCCCCGAGGCCACAUACAUUGAUGCCCGAGACAUGCUGGUCGACCCAGAUCUCAGGGUUGAAUUCUCCAGUGACUCUAGUUUUCAACACACUCAUGAGUUUCCUAUGAUACCGAAUAGCGCAAAUACCAUAUUGGAUCAAAGCUGGUUUGGGUGUGCGACAAACAUGCAGAAUCAACAGGGUCUGUCGGUACCACACAACGACUGCCUUUCUUGGAGCGAUCCGUUUCAGGUGUCAUCCUUGACCUCGUCUGGGUCCCAGUUUCCAUGGUGGGAAAACGGUACUGCGGAUCAUCACGGCUUUCCCAGCUCGGUAUCUUCUCAUGCUGCAGUCUGUGAAGUUGGCGGGAAAGCUGAAGAUAUCAGUAGUAUGGGCGGACCAGGGGCGUAUGUCGAUGCGAGUAUAGAAAUGCAGGGCGGUGAUGCCGUUUUGGAGAACGAGCGGAAGGGGAGUGUCAUCCUGACAUUAAAUGAAGUAGACCCAACUGUGGCCCACGAGAUCAUCGGCAGCAUACUCAAGCACAGCGCGGGUCUCAGAGUUCGAUACGUCUUCAACGGGAAAUGA